Messenger RNA from Zootermopsis nevadensis, 1367 nucleotides. Lineage: Eukaryota; Metazoa; Arthropoda; Insecta; Blattodea; Termopsidae. The record is from RefSeq and is a predicted model, not a curated record.
ACAAGCUACACUCGAUCGAGUUAAGAAGCAGCGAGAUGAAAUAUGUCCUUCGGACUGCUAGUGUUGAAUUUAAGCUUCAUAUGGAAUGAUAGUGUUACACGAUGAUCCGGUACGUCUUAAGUGUUCUGUGGGACUUUCUUCUUAUCAUCUUCGGGCUAAAGAACCGGACUCUGCAGACACACGAUAUUCAGGCACCUCCUGUAGUAAGAGACAACUACAAGACACAGGCAUCAGCUGAACCGGAGGCAUAUCCUUACUAUUACACACAAAACAGCAGAGACAAGAUGGCAGAACUCGUCCCAACAGGUGGCAGCACUGUCGUGGCUCAGGAGCAAUCUUCCAGUGUAGAAUCUUCCUCCUCCGAGGUAACGAAGGAGAUUGGGAACAGGAAGAUCCAUGAGAAAUCGAGCGAAUUUCAGUCGGAGGAGGUCUCGAAGAAAGUCGAAGAGAGCAACCGAUCUGUGAGCAGCUCUUCCACUCGCAUCGUCUCCUCGUCCACGAGUAGUGUGUCGUCAUCCGUGACGGCACAGCGCGUAUCCUCCUCGUCCAUCGGUAUCGAGGGGUCGACGCAGGACAAUCCCAUCGAAGCGGGUGGAAACAAGGAGCCAGAAGCUGCUCCUCAGGUGCUACCAUCUGACGACACGGGGCCUCAACAGCAGGUUUACGAGGCGGAAAUUUCCCAGGAGUUCUUCGUGAGGGAGGAAGACGGAAAAGUGGUUGAAGAGCACUCCGCGUCUUCGCAACAAGAAACUGCAAGCUGCAAUUUGGAUGCCAGAGAAGCUCCACAGCCCGUACCAGAAAGAGGUAUCGCGGGGGCCGUGGAACGAGAGGAAGUGCCAACGCUGAACGGCUCCAGCGCCACUGAGAUUCAACAAGAAAGCAUCAAGAACACGCUGAAAGAGAUCAUCUCAGAGAUCGAAGAGGCCGUGGUCUCAGAGGUCAACUCCGACAACACUGUUGCCACAAAUAAAAUCACGCAAGAGACGGAGGGCAAGGGAACUGAACAAGUCGGCGCCAAAACUUACGACAAGCAAACUUCUACUUCGACCCUGGAGGAGGACAUCAAUACCAACCAGCAGUUCUAUGACCUCCCCUCAUAUCUCUUCGAGCCGGGAAAGAGACCUCUAUCGCUGCCACCGCAGAACAUGCUCCAUCUGUGGCAAAGUAUCAAGAUCGCUCAAGAGCUCAAUCAAGUUCUCGGAAACCUGAACGCUGCCGCCCCCACUCAACAAAACGGGGAAUCACAUGCAAUCAAUGGCGACUCGACUCAGGCACAGCAGGUAUGUGAACACUUAAGUGCGGGGUUUCCCGUUAAAUUUUCCUUUACAGAAGAAGCAUGCAUUGGGAAAUAACAUAAGUUUCCUUCG